AUGCCUUUCCAAAAGACUCAAAAAUCAUCUGCUUACCACUCCAGAUUCCAAACUCCUUUCCGUAGAAGACAAGAAGGUAAAACCGACUACUACCAAAGAAAGAGAUUGGUUACUCAACACAAGGCCAAGUACAACACCCCAAAGUACAGAUUGGUUGUUAGAUUCACCAACAAGGACAUCAUUGCCCAAAUUGUCAGUGCUCAAAUCACUGGUGAUGUCGUUUUCACUGCUGCUUAUGCUCACGAGUUGCCAAGAUAUGGUAUCAAGCACGGUUUGACCAACUGGUCCGCUGCUUAUGCUGUUGGUUUGUUGGUUGCCAGAAGAGCCUUGCAAAAAUUGGGCUUGGACGAAACCUACCAAGGUGUUGAAGAAGUUGAAGGUGAGUUUGAAUUGACUGAAGCCGUUGAGGAUGGACCAAGACCAUUCAAGGUGUUUUUGGACAUUGGUUUGCAAAGAACCACCACUGGUGCUAGAGUCUUUGGUGUUUUGAAAGGUGCUUCCGAUGGUGGAUUGUAUGUUCCUCACUCUCCAAACAGAUUCCCAGGUUGGGAUAUCGAAGCUGAGGAAUUGGAUGCUGAAUUGUUGAGAAAGUACAUUUUCGGUGGCCACGUUUCUGAGUACAUGGAAGAAUUGAUGGAUGACGACGAAGAAAAAUACAGAACUUUGUUCAAGAACUAUAUUGCUGAUGAAAUUGAAGCUGAAGAUGUCGAGGAAGUUUACGCCAAUGCUCAUGAAAAAAUCAGAGAAGACCCAUCUUUCAAGCCAACUGAAAAGAAGUUCACCAAGGAACAAUAUGCUGCUGAAUCUAAGAAGUACAGACAAACUAAAUUGUCCAAGGCUGAAAGAGAUGCUAAGGUUGCUAAGAAGAUUGCUGAAUUCCAAGCUAACAACUAG
Messenger RNA from Lodderomyces theae, 894 nucleotides. RefSeq names its product 60S ribosomal protein uL18 (gene RPL5). NCBI's taxonomy places the organism in Eukaryota, Fungi, Ascomycota, Pichiomycetes, Serinales, Debaryomycetaceae. Gene Ontology annotation, cellular component: cytosolic large ribosomal subunit; ribosome. The record is from RefSeq and is a predicted model, not a curated record. Gene Ontology annotation, molecular function: 5S rRNA binding; structural constituent of ribosome. The transcript has a single exon. Bases 1 to 894 code for a protein of 297 amino acids. Gene Ontology annotation, biological process: ribosomal large subunit assembly; translation.